Acanthosepion pharaonis is the source of this 999-nucleotide messenger RNA. Lineage: Eukaryota; Metazoa; Mollusca; Cephalopoda; Sepiida; Sepiidae. The record is from the annotation of a GenBank genome assembly.
AUGCAGCAGUCAAAACAAGACAAGGAGAAGCAGUGGUCAAAACGGGACAAGCAGCAGCGGUCAAGAGAUGACAAUCAGCAGCAACAAGCAAAACUUAAUAAGCGGCAGUAUCAAUCCAAACGUAACAAGCAGCAGCAACGGUCAAAACGUAACAAGAAGCAGCAAUCAAAAUGUAGCAAACGCCAGCAGCGGUCAAAAGAAGACAAGCAGCUGUCAAAACGUGACAAGCAGCAGCAGCUGUCAAUACUUGACAAGCAACAGCAGUGGUCAAAAUCUUCGUUCAUUCAUUCAUUCAUCCUUUCCUUCGAUAUUUCAUUUCGUCUUUUCUAUUCGCGUCCUUUCUUUUCUUCCUUCUUUUCUUCUUUCAUACAUUCCCUUAGUGCUUUCCUUCUUUCUUUCUUUCAUGCUUUCCUACUUUCAUUUUUAAUACCUUUCUUUCCUUCCUUCCUUCUUUUCGAACUCCAUUCGUUCCUUGCUUCAUUCAUUCAUUCAUUCCAUUCUCCCUUCCUUUUUUCCUUCAUUCGUUAUUUCCUUUGUUUCUUUAUUACUUCCAACUUUUUUUCUACUCUAUCUUCCUUCUUUCACCGUUUAUUCUUCCCUUCAUUCCAAACUUUCUUUUUCUUUCAAUUCUUACUUUCUUCUUUUAAGUAUUCCUUCCUUCUUUCAUUUCUUUAUUCCUUCUUUUCUCCUUUUUUUUCCUACCUACAUUCUUACUUAAAUUCUUUCUUUUUUCCGUCUUUCUUUAUCUCUUUCUUUCUUUCUUUCUCCUUUCCUUCCUUCUUUUCUUCCUUUCUUCCUAAAUCCAUUUGUUCCCUCCUCCAUUCAUUCAUUCAUUCCGUCUUUAUUUCUUUCAUUCCUUAUUUCCUUCUUUCGUUAUUUCCUUUGUUUAUUCUUUCCUUCAAUCCGUUUUUUCACUACGUUUCUUCUUUUUUCCUUCCUUCGUUUAUUCUUCCCUUUUCUCCAAGCUUCCUUUUCACUUCUUUCUUUCAUCUGUCGUGA